Molecule: messenger RNA, 2970 nt
Organism: Penicillium nucicola
Lineage: Eukaryota; Fungi; Ascomycota; Eurotiomycetes; Eurotiales; Aspergillaceae
Exons: 2
Coding region: 1-2970 (989 amino acids)
Source: RefSeq, a predicted model, not a curated record
AUGGCCGUUCUUCAAACUUCCAUCGCGAUCUUUGUCGCCCAUAUUUUCCUUCUGCUUGGUCUUCCCGCAGCUUUGGUUGGUGCUGUCCCGGUGACAGUUCCUGUUACACCUGUGAAAAACGUUCUUCAAGUUGCGACGAAUCAAAGAACAUCUGCUGCGUCCUCUUACUGGGUUGCCAAUGUGAAGCGUCAGGGUACCGUGCCUUUCGUUAAGAGUGCCGACUAUCAAAUCUUCCGAAAUGUCAUGGACUUUGGUGCUACCGGUGAUGGUUCGACCGAUGACACCGCCGCUAUCAACAAGGCCAUCUCCUCCGGUGGUCGCUGUGGUAAGGGCUGCGACUCGUCUACCACCACGCCGGCUAUCAUCUACUUCCCACCCGGUACUUACGUUGUCUCCAAGCCCAUUGUGCAAUACUACUACACCCAGAUCGUCGGUGAUGCUGUCAACCUCCCGGUUAUCAAGGCAUCAGCCAAGUUCGCCGGUAUGGCCGUAAUCGACGCCGAUCCAUACGAAGACGAUGGCUCCAACUGGUUUACUAACCAGAACAAUUUCUUCCGUGCCAUUCGCAACCUGGUCAUCGAUUUGACUAGUGUUCCCCAGGGUUCUGGUGCUGGUAUCCACUGGCAGGUUGGCCAGGCCACCAGCUUGCAAAACAUCCGCUUCGAGAUGGUCAAGGGUGGUGGUGUCGCAAACAAGCAGCAGGGUAUCUUUAUGGAUAACGGAUCCGGUGGUUUCAUGUCCGACCUCACCUUUAACGGUGGUAACUACGGCAUGUUCCUCGGUAACCAGCAGUUCACCACCCGCAACUUGACUUUCAACGGCUGCCAGACUGGUAUCUUCAUGAACUGGAACUGGGCGUGGACCUUCAAGUCUGUCCAAAUCAACAACUGUGAGGUUGGAUUGAACAUGUCUACUUCGCCUUCCAACCAGACUGUCGGCUCCGUCAUGCUGCUCGACAGCAAGUUGACAAACACCCCGACUGGUAUUGUGACUGCCUGGACUAAGGAUAGCAUCCCCGUCGGUGGUGGUGACCUCAUCUUGGACAACGUGGACUUCUCUGGCUCCAAGAUUGCGGUCGCUGGCGUUGAUGGUAACGAGAUUCUGGCUGGUGGCUCCGUCGUCGACAACUGGGUUCAAGGUAACACUUACACUCCCUCCAAAACUGUCAAGCGCGCCACCGAGGCCGAGCCUGAGGUUGUCACUGUCGUCCAGACCGUGGUGCACACUGUUCUUGCCUGCCCCGCAUCCCAUGGAUUGGCCAGUGCUAGUGAGAGCGCUCCCGCUCCUGCUAAGACUGCCUCAGUUGGUACUGCUGCUGCUCCUUCGCCUGCUCCCGCUGUCAGCAGCAACGUCGCCAACCUUCCUCUUACCACUGGUGAGGCCGGAAGGUCCGUUGUUGAUUCCUCCACCGCCGGCCUUCCAAUCUUGGACACUUUGAACUCCAUUCUUGGUGGAUCCUCCGAUACCCCCGAGACUACUGAGGCUGUCCCUGCCGCUCCUGCUACCAGCCAGGCUCCUGUUGCUUCUCAGGUUCCUGUUGUUUCCCAGUCUCCUAUUGUCUCUUCUGCUUCCAGUGCCAUCGUUCAGCAACCUGCUGGAAGCGUUGUACACUCUGCCCCCGUUGCCACCGCUACUCCUACUUCCACUGGUACCUCUCAGACCUCCAACAGUGGCUCUGGAUCUACCUCUGAGUCUGGAAGCGACAGCAGCAGUGGCACUGGCACUUGUGGUGCUCAACAGGCCGUCUCUUCUGCACGCACCCAAACCACCAUGAAGGUUGCCACCAAGCCCGCCAGUCUCCUGAAAGAUGGUGCCGUCUUCGAACGCUCCAAGCCACUGUAUGAGGACGUUGAGGCCUCCAACUUUGUUAGCGUAAAGUCUGCCGGUGCCAAGGGUGAUGGAACCACCGAUGAUACCGAGGCUAUCCAGAAGAUCUUCAACAGUUACAAGGACGGUCAGGUUAUCUACUUUGAUCACGGUGCAUAUGUUAUCACCUCGACCAUCAAGAUCCCCAAGGAUAUUAAGAUCACCGGUGAGAUCUGGCCCAUGCUGAUGGCACACGGCAAGACCUUUGCCGACCAGGAGAACCCUGUACCUCUCUUCCAGGUUGGCCAGAAGGGCGAAUCCGGCUCCGUCGAGAUGAGCGAUCUGAUCAUCACCACCAAGGGUGCUGCCCCUGGCGCCAUUCUCAUGGAGUGGAACCUUGCUGCCGCUUCCCAGGGCUCCGCCGGUAUGUGGGAUGUUCACUUCCGCAUUGGUGGUGCUGCUGGCACUGAGCUCCAGAGCGACACUUGCCCCAAGACCCCGAAGGAGAAGACCACCCCCAAGAAAGAGUGCAUGGCCGCCUUCAUGCUUCUGCACGUCACCUCCAAGGCCAGUGCCUAUGUUGAAAACUGCUGGUUCUGGACCGCCGACCACGAGCUUGAUCUCGAGGACCACAACCAGAUCAACGUUUACACCGGUCGUGGUGUUCUCAUUGAGUCCAAGAACCCAGUCUGGCUGUGGGGUACCUCCUCCGAGCACCACCAACUGUACAACUACCAGGUGUCAGGUGCCAAGGAGGUCUUCAUGGGUCUCAUUCAGUCUGAGACUCCUUACUACCAGUCUAACCCUACCGCCCUGGUCCCCUUCACCCCCCAGCAUUCCUGGAAUGACCCCGACUUCUCCAACUGCACCACCAACUCGUGCCGCAAGUCCUGGGGUCUGCGUGUUCGGCAGUCGUCUGACGUCUUCGUCUACGGCGCUGGUCUCUAUAGCUUCUUCGAGAACUACGCCCAAUCCUGCCUCAACACCGAGGAUUGCCAGGAGAACAUGGUCGAGGUUGACUGCUCGGACAUUCACCUGUACGGUCUCAGCACCAAGGCAGCUGUCAACAUGGUCACCUCCUCGCAGGGCAAGAGCAUGGUCCCCAACAAGCCAAACCAGAGCAACUACUGCUCGACCAUUGCUCUUUUCCAGCAGACUGUCUAG